UAUUGAUAAGACCGACGGUUCAAAACAAGCCGUUAUCACGGUUCAUUCCAUAAGAAAUACAUGGGUCGAAAAACAUGUUUGAAAAAAAUUGGUUUUAAGUGCAUUUGUAUUUUUUUCUUAAAGUUCUAACUAUUAAAAACAUGUUCUUUACAAGUUUAUACAUAUAUACCGACCAAAAAUAUGAAGCUAAACGCUUUUUUCGUCAAUAUAAUCAAAGUGUAGUAUUUUGUAUUUCUAUGGCACACACAUUAUACCACAUACUCUAUGGAUUAUACACAAAUCAGUUAAGUAUUAUUAAUAUUUUUUACUAUUGCAAUUUUUACAUAGAAGUAUGUACUAUUUUCCCUCCAUUUUACAUAAUAAGUAUGUUUUAUUACUAUACUUAUAUAUUAUAUAAUUUGUUGUUUUUUUCUUUUUGAGCCAUUUGCUUGCCCUAAGCUUUGUUUCGGCGGUCUUCAGUAAGAAAAUAAAAUUUCUUUUUUGAAAAGAUUUUUCAAUUGUUAAAAUGGUUCAAUGUUGGGUUCCGCUGUGAUCUCACAUUUCCAACCGAGAAACCUGCAAGUUUUUUAGAUUUCCAGCUAAUGAUAUUGAAUGUAAAGUCUGGGCUAAAUCAGUGAGAAGAGCAGAUACAUAUCCCACAAAAAACAACAAAAUAUGUAGUUGCCAUUUCAAAGAUGGUUUAAGAGAAAAUGGACCUACUGAAUUUGUUUGGAAUAAAAACUCAUCCUUUUCAUUUACAUCUCCUGAAAAACAUACCAAGCGUAAGAAGGUAGACAGUGCAUCAUGUUCACAGGAAAACAAAAGUUCAAUUAUUAUUGAAAAUAGUGCAACAACUGAAACUUAUGUUUUAACACCUACAAAUAGUAAAAGUGAUGAAGUUGAAAAGUAUUUUCUUCAUAAAGAAAUUGAAGAAUUAAAAAAAGAAAAAUUGUUUCUUAAAAAUAACCCUUUUGGUUACCACUCUAUUGAAUCUGAUAACAAAUUAUUUGAGUUUUACUGUGGGAUUAGUAAAUCUAUGUUUGACAUAAUUGUUGAUUUAUGUUCAAAAGUUUCGUUUAAAUAUUAUUAUGAUUGGAAUGUUGAAAAAUUUUGUUUAAAAGACCAAAUCCUUAUGACUCUUAUAAAACUAAGAUUGAAUUUAGUUUAUCCAGACUUAGCAUUUAGAUUUAAGACUAAUGAAUCCACAGUAGGUAAUAUUAUAUUAACAUUAAUAAGUGUCCUUCAUGAAAUUUUAUUUAUUAACUUAAUGAAUACAGUACCUUCACAGAAUAAGAACCAAAAUUGCUUGCCAGAAUGUUUCAAUAAUUUUCAAAAUUGUAGAAUAACAUUAGAUUGUACUGAAAUUUCAUGCGAUAUUCCUAAAUCCCUUUUGGAUCAAAAGCUCACAUAUAGUUCUUAUAAGAAUAAAAAUACAUUGAAAGGGCUUAUUGGAGUGGCUCCUAAUGGUGUUAUUACUUAUGCUAGUAAAUUGUAUCCUGGAUCCACUUCUGAUAAAAAAAUUGUAGGCCACUGUGGAGUAUUAAAUAUAUUACAACCAGGUGAUUUAGUGUUAGCUGAUAAAGGCUUCCUAAUUUCAGACUUAAUGCCUCCAGAAACUUCCUUAAACAUUCCCCCUUUUCUUAUGUCUCCACAAUUCACUCCAAGUGAAGUUCUGAAAACAAAGAGCAUAGCUAGAGCCAGAAUUCAUGUUGAAAGGGUGAUGGUUAGGCUGAAGAAGUUUAAAAUUUUAACACACAUACCAAAAUCGCUUUAUACAAAGUCAUCUUUAGUAUUUCAAUUAUGUGCUGCAUUAGUAAAUUUCCAAAAUCCAAUAAUAAAAGAAGUUGAGCAUCUGUUUGUAAAUAAUGACAACACAUAAAAUAUAAAUUCCAAUAUUCAGUUUUUAUUUGUUAAAAAAAUUAUA
This is a messenger RNA of Myzus persicae (green peach aphid), 1903 nucleotides long. RefSeq lists its product as uncharacterized. The transcript is spliced from 4 exons. The record is from RefSeq and is a predicted model, not a curated record. The coding region runs from base 1016 to 1858 and encodes 280 amino acids. Lineage: Eukaryota; Metazoa; Arthropoda; Insecta; Hemiptera; Aphididae.